AUCCAAAGUGCUGGAGUACAGAGCCAAAACAACAAAAUGUAACACUGGCCCAAUACUUUUGGAGCUCACUGUAUGUGGAUUAUUUGAAAUAGAUGUAGCAUUUAUCAGUUGACAAACACACAGACCAGGACACAAACAAAACACCAGUACACAAACCACAUGUACACAGGCAGUCACUAAUGCCACUCAUCUAUCUCUAGUUGUCUCAUACAUGUCAGUGGUACAGAACAGUAAUGAGAAAAUGCUUUUGAAGUGGAACUCACCUCACUAACAAGUCUAGCUAUAUGAUUCUUUGACAAAGUUAUCUCUCUUGGACUGGACUCCAAGUCAGACUUGAAGUUGGAGACUUUCUUUGUUAUGCCAGUGUUUUAUCACCGGUGUUGAAGCUAAUGUUCACACCGUAGCAAGCGGUCGGCCAUAUAGCAAACCUAUCCAAAAAAUAACGGUUCACCUUUUCAGUUAUUAAGGUUUAUACACAUGUUAUUAAUAGGAGAAAAGUUUUGCCAAGGUGGUCCUCCCCGCAGUUGAAGAAAAAGCUUCACAAUGUUUUGCAAAAUAAAAUAAAAACAUAAAAUUUUGUAGUUCUUUUCGUAAGUUUCCACACCUCCAAGAUCAUGAAUUGAAUUUGUCACAUUGUGACAAAACUACACAAAGGCACUUUGAUAUGGGGAAAGAGCCCUUGCUACUGUACCUUCUCUGGAGCGAUAGAAAGGAAUCCUGUGUGGUAGUAAUGUGAAGAAAACUCUGCUCGUUGCAUAAUGUCUAGCUCUGCUGUAAGCAACAAAGCAUGUCUGCUUGGUUCAUUCAUUUGGGUACAAAACAUGGAUAAGGGGCUCCAUUCUGAUGAGGUGGUACUUUUUGGAGGUGAUUUUGUUCUUGUAUGUUAUGUUUUCAAACGUGUUUUAUUGCUUUUUGUCUGUUUUAAUAUUUAAAAUGUUAGUUAAAAAACAUAUUGCAUUAUUUUAAUAAAGAAUUGAUCAGCUGUCCGACACAGUUUAAAGAGUAACAUAUUUUAUCACUUCCAGGAUUGUGGAGAUUUUCUGAAAGGUCAACAGGUUGACCUCAACACAUUGAUGCAUUUAUUAAACAGAACCUCAGAAGUCUCUACUGUACACAAGUACUGUUUGUUUCUAAGUGACUACAUGUUUCCCUAUUGUAAUAAAUCACUGAGGCCUCGCAUGGCAAACUUGAGGUAGGCCCACAUUGCUGUAAGACCAAUCAUUCUAAAACUCCCGAAGACCAGGUAAUCAAGCAAGUAAACGAAGAGAAGUAUAAAAAUGAAUGUAUAAUGUAACAAUGAAAAACUCAAAUGUGGAACUGAUGGCUGUCCUCUAGCUGUUUUUCCCUUCAUUUUGUGGUUUGUGAUGGACCAUCAGUGAAUGUGUAAUUGGAUUUGGACCUUUACCAAACCAAAAAUUAAUCAUUCAAUAAUUAUGUUUUAAGUUCCCCAUGAUGUCUGCAGCCUGCUCUAGCGAACGUGUCUGAAUGCAUUGCUGGUCACUGGUAGGUCGAAGGUCAACGUCUCUGUUGGACCUUUGAGGUCUUCACACUGUUAAAAACCAUGCACAGGUCCGUCUGCAGUCACAAAUGUCUUAGAGACCGAGAGAAUUGCAACCAUGUACUCAUACACUUUUGAUGACAUCCUAGAGGAGGCGGGCAAGUUUGGCCGAUCGCAGAAGCGAAUCUUUGCCCUGCUAUGCAUGGUGUCCAUGCCAUGGGCUGGUGUCUACGUAGGCAUUGUGUUCCAAGGGUUCACCCCAGAGCAUUGGUGCCGGGACUCAGGGGUGAGUCAGAUCCGGCAGAGCUGUGGCUGGAACCUGAUGGACACUAGAAAGAUCACGGUCCCUCUGGUCAACACCUCAGGAGUGCUGGUCCACAGCCAGUGUGAGCAGUACAACCUGGACUGGAACGCUACAGGUCUGACCUGUGACAACCCAGAGUCUGACCUCUCUGACGCCCACCGCAGCAAAGCUCCCAUGACCUCCUGCAAGGAAGGAUGGGAGUAUGACUACAAGGGGAGGCAGUCCUUUGUAACUGAGUUUGACCUGGUGUGUGCUGAUGCCUGGGUGGUGGACAUGUUCCAGGCGACACUCAACGUGGGCUUCUUCAUAGGCAGCAUAGCCAUUGGAUACCUGGCUGACAGAUUUGGCAGAAAGACAAGCUUCUUGGUGUCCAACCUCUUGAAUGGGAUUUUUGGAAUUCUUGUAGCAUGGUCUCCAAAUUGGGUAUCCAUGCUGGUCUUCCGAGCAUUCUAUGGCUUUGGGGUUAAGGGAGGCUGGGUGGCUGGAUAUGUUCUGAUCACUGAGCUGGUAGGAGUAGAGUACAGGAGGACUGUCGGCGUCGUCUACCAGAUGUUCUUCAGUGUUGGAAUUCUCAUCCUGCCCCUCAUCUCCUACUUCAUCACAGACUGGCGCUGGUUGCAAGUGGUCAUCACUGCACCUUAUAUCCUCUUCCUGUCCUACUACUGGUUCAUCCCGGAGUCUCCAAGAUGGCUUCUCUCUCAGCACAAUGCAAAGAAAGCUGUGGAGAUCACUGAGGCAAUAGCGAAAGAAAACAAGAAAACCCUCUCCAAGAACAUUGAGAUGAUGAGAGACGACAAUGCCGAAACCUCAACUGCCUCGUUCAUGGACCUAAUCAGAACUCCAAAAAUGAGAAAACACACCUUCAUCCUUAGUUUCAACUGGUUCACUAGUGCUAUUGUCUACCAGGGUCUUAUCAUGCGUCUAGGAAUCCUGGGAGGAAAUGUCUACAUUGACUUCCUGAUCUCUGGUCUGGUGGAAUUCCCUGCUGCCUUCCUUAUCCUCUUUACCAUCGAUCGUAUCGGACGGCGUCUUCCCUUUGCCACGGCCAACAUUGUAGCUGGAGCAGCCUGCUUCAUUACUGCUAUGAUUCCUGAGAGCAUGUUCUGGUUCAAAACAGCUGUGGCCUGCAUAGGCCGGUUGGGCAUCACAAUGGCUUUUGAGAUGGUGGUGUUUGUGAACACUGAAUUGUACCCUACGUUUGUCAGGAACCUGGGUGUUUCUGUGUGCUCCACUCUGUGUGACAUCGGAGGCAUCGUGGCCCCGUUCCUUCUCUACAGACUGGCUGCCAUCUGGUUGGAGAUGCCACUCAUCAUCUUCGGGGCCCUUGCGUUUGUGGCUGGAGCUUUGGUCUUGCUGUUGCCUGAGACCAGAGGUGUGCCACUUCCUGACACCAUCGAUGACAUUGAGUUUCCAGAAAAAUGCAAAGAAAAAGCUCUGAGGAGUAUAGAGCUGAGGCGGAAACAGAUGAUAAACCUGUUACCCACCGCCGCCGACGUGAUGCCCAACAAAGAACCUGAGACUGUCUGAUUCCCUCCUGGGAAAUUAGAGUUUGUGUGAUGAAAGAAUGAGAAGGUAGUGAUGAGCAGUAUUUAUUAUUUUAUGUUUAAGUUACCUGUUUGUUUCAUUUGUUGUUUCUAAUACGAAUUAAGGAGUGUUUGUGUUUGUGUUGGCGAAAUAUUGGAACUUAUUUCGAUUUCUUUCACCUCUACCAUGUUUCCUGGUUUUACUUAUCCCAUGUGCCAAUCAGCUACAGUAAGAUUUCCCUCUCAGAUCAUGUGCAUUGUACCAUGUAUUUUUUUAGAUAAUGUGUUUAAAGUAAUUUACUGAUUUAUUUGUAUUAUAAAUGUUGGUAAUAUUGUCAUAUUUCUUAACAGUAAGUGUAUUUUUGACAGUUACUUACAUGCCAUUCUAGAGAAGUAGAUGGAUUGUGUUGUUUCUGUGAAUUGACAUUAUUCUGUGUGAGCAGAAAUAUUAAAGAUUUGUAUCUUUACGGAUGGUAACUCUAAUAAUAUUUAUAUGGUUACACACACCAACUUUUAACAAAUGUAAGUGACAAUUACAAUUUUUUAAAUGUGUGAUUAUCUUGCAGGAGUAUACCCUGAAUUCCACAGUGUCCAAUUUGCACAAUAACCACCCAACUUACAAGUUUGAGAGUAAAGUAUUAGCAUAAUAAAAGUACAGUCUGUGACA
Coregonus clupeaformis (lake whitefish) is the source of this 3992-nucleotide messenger RNA. RefSeq names its product solute carrier family 22 member 2 (gene slc22a2). The coding region runs from base 1617 to 3329 and encodes 570 amino acids. Gene Ontology annotation, cellular component: membrane. The transcript has 11 exons. The record is from RefSeq and is a predicted model, not a curated record. Gene Ontology annotation, biological process: transmembrane transport. Lineage: Eukaryota; Metazoa; Chordata; Actinopteri; Salmoniformes; Salmonidae.